Molecule: messenger RNA, 2010 nt
Organism: Planococcus citri (citrus mealybug)
Lineage: Eukaryota; Metazoa; Arthropoda; Insecta; Hemiptera; Pseudococcidae
Product: collagen alpha-2(I) chain-like
Exons: 13
Coding region: 469-1542 (357 amino acids)
Biological process (GO): extracellular matrix organization
Molecular function (GO): extracellular matrix structural constituent conferring tensile strength
Source: RefSeq, a predicted model, not a curated record
UGUUAAUUUGUUAGGUAUCUAUCACUUGGUAUAGUAAAAGCGCGAAGUUAUCGUGAUAACAACAUAAAUUUAAAAAUACAAAAUAAAUACAGUUCUUCUAUGCCUUUAGAGUAUACUUUAGAGAAUUGCUAAUGUGUACGAUUUUGAAUAUGUUAUUUUUUGAAAAAUUGAGUGUCAGUUUAUUCUCAAUGCGAUUCUCACGUGCAACCAAGCAAAGGAUCUUUGAUGGAGAGCACUACCAUCGAAAUUGAGCAAAAGUCGCACUCAUUAUCAAUACAGGUGCUCGUGGGAUACCUACCUACACGAAAUGUCCUUUUGCAGUUUUGGAAUCUCCAAGAGAUUUUUGGCAAAUUUAAUUCCCACCAAAUUUUACUAAACGAAAUUUCAAAGCAGGAAUUCACUCUGCAGAUCGCUGAGUCGACUGAUUAUUCGUGAUCUAUCACCUGAUGCGAUCACAUUGAUGCAAUUAUGUUGAGCAAUACGUUUCCAGGAUCUAAUAAAAUGUUACUGCUCUGGUUAUUCGCUAUUAUUCCGAUAUUCUGUAGCGUAUCAAAUGCUGAUACUGUUCCACAUGGAGAACCUGGCUUACAUGGUCCACCUGGUCUACCGGGAACAAAAGGAGAUGGGGGAGAGAUGGGACCACCGGGAUUAACUGGAGUUCCUGGACUAUCCGGAUCACUCGGACCGAUCGGACCACCUGGACAACCCGGACCUGUUGGAUUUCCUGGAUAUUAUAAGGGCCAAAAAGGAGAAACUGGACCAAAAGGAAUUAAAGGAUUGCCGGGUAUAAUGGGAUCUCCUGGAGUAGCUGGAUAUCCGGGCCCGGUGGGAUUUCCAGGUCUAAAGGGUGAACCAGGAUCACCAGGAACCUGUGGUUGUCCGUCUCCACAGAAUGAUGCACCAAUGCCUCACGUGAUAUCUCAGGAAGAAAUCGGUGUUGCAAAAAAUCCUGCUCUAACGUGUCGUGAAAUCGCUGCCAAUGAUCCAAAUUCUCCGAAUGGUGAUUAUUGGAUAAAUCCAAGCGAAGGUGACAUAAGGAAUGCUAUUUUAGUCCAUUGUGAUAUUGAAAAACAUAUGACGUGCAUUUACCCACGAGACAUUCGUUCUAAGACUUUUGAUAUUUCUUCUGCCAAGUCAGAAGUAUGGUUAGGAAGUAAUAAUUCUGAUUUCAAGAUUGCUUACAAAAUAAAUCGUCUUCAACUCGCUGCAUUACAAAAACUUUCCAUUUUAUCAACGCAGAAUAUUACUUAUCAUUGCAAAAAUUCCAUUGCUUAUUAUGAUAACGCCAGCAAGAGCUAUGAAAAAAGUGUCAAAUUAAUGGGAUGGAAUGAUAUAGAAAUAACUCCACAAAGUCACCCAAAUUUGCAGUUCACAUCUGACCAAGAUGGAUGCCAAUACAAACGCAACGAGUGGUUAUCUGCAAUCCUUAAUUAUAGAACUGAUAACCCAUCUCGACUUCCUAUCACUGAUAUUGCAGUUCGAGAUGUUGGACGAAGCGAACAGAGCGUUUUUGUGGAAAUGGGGCCCAUUUGUUUCAUUUAAAUUAGAUAGAUGCCUACGAGUAUAUUUUUCUUCACUAAUAACAUCUAUUUCUGCAUUUAAAAUGAUUUUUCAAAUAUAGAAUAUUAAAUUGAUAAAUAAGAAUCUUCUAUUAAAAGAACUUUGCAGAAAAACCUUGAAAUAUAAAAAAAAUCCCCUCUCCACCAUUGUCAACGAAUUGACGAAAAAUGCAUAAGUAGCCUACAUGUCACUCUUGAAAUACAAUUAUACAUAGCAUGAAAAAUGACAUUUUUCGUCAAUUCGUUGACAAAUUGGAGGAGAGUGGAAUUUUUUCACAUAUUCGUCUACACAUUGGUAAAAUAUUUCAAAAAUGCAAAAAAUUUCAUUUUUUAGGUUUCUGAUUGUACUUUUACAACAACUGUAAAACUUGUAAUUUUUUUUCUCGAAAAUGAAAAAAAAUGCCAGUCUAAUUUUUUGAUAUGUUAUUAAACAUGAAAAGGACUAAAACUG